GCUAGUCCAGGAGAGGGAGUGGAUCUAGGAGAACAGGUAUCUGCAGGUUACAUCCAGAAGGGAAGGGUAGGAAGACAAGCUGCGCGACCCCUUUAAAAGGCGGGGCCUGGAGAACGGAACUGCGGAACGCCACUGACAGACGCGCCCCGGAGGCCAAAAAACGUGCACCGGAAGCGUCUUAGGCGUGCGGAGCUGCGCCGCAAGAGGCCUCGCCGCUAUGGGCCGCAACAAGAAGAAGAAGCGAGAUGUCGACGAUCGGCGGCCGCGGCUCGUUCUUGGCUUCGAUGAGGAGAAGCGGCGAUUCUCCCUUUCCUCUUCCCUUUAGGGAGUACCUGACAGGCUUCCACAAGAGGAAGGUGGAGCGGAAGCAGGCAGCCAUUGAGGAGCUCAAGCAGCGGCUCAAGGAGGAACAGAAGAAGCUUCGGGAGGAGCGCCACCAGGAAUACUUGAAGAUGUUAGCAGAGAGAGAGGAGGCUCUGGAGGAGGCAGAUGAACUGGAUCGGCUGGUGACAGCAAAGACAGAGUCGGUGCAGUACAGCCACCCCAACCACACAGUCACUGUGACCACCAUCAGUGACCUGGACCUCUCAGGGGCCAGGCUGCUCGGGCUACCCGCAUCUGAGCAAGGGGCUGGACACGGGUCCAAGGAGGAGGCAUCCAUGGAGAAGCCAACCAGAGCCUUACCCAGGAAGUCCAGAGACCCCCUGCUAUCCCAGCGGAUCACCUCUCUCACAGCAUCGCUGCAUGCUCAUAGUCGCAAAAAGGUCAAGAGGAAACAUCCCCGACAGGCCCAGGACUCUGCCAAGAAGCCCCCAAGUGCCACUCGUACCAGCAAGACCCAGCGCCGCCGGCUGACGGGCAGAAGUUGGCACAGUGGAGAGUGAGUCCCGACCGCCAGGCCGGGCCCCAGCCUAGGCUAAAGGACCCGCCUGUCUCAGCGUGGCUGGCCCAGUAGCUCAUCCUGCCCUGAGGGAAUGGCUCCGAAGUUGGGAUGCCAGCCCCUCUCUGGCCUGGGACUUACACCCCAGAAGGAGCAGUGGGCUGAGGACUGGCUUCCGCCAUCAGAGCCAUUUUUGGGGCGUCUUCCUAAAUGUAUACCCCACUGGGCCUUCACCAGA
Messenger RNA from Manis pentadactyla (Chinese pangolin), 1118 nucleotides. It is a transcript of the gene NOL12, whose product is annotated as nucleolar protein 12. The coding region runs from base 246 to 884 and encodes 212 amino acids. The record is from RefSeq and is a predicted model, not a curated record. Gene Ontology annotation, molecular function: RNA binding. The transcript has 6 exons. NCBI's taxonomy places the organism in Eukaryota, Metazoa, Chordata, Mammalia, Pholidota, Manidae. Gene Ontology annotation, cellular component: nucleolus.